AUGAUGAUGGAGUCCAGUAUCAACAGCGCAACAAUCUUACCACCCUACGAAGAAGAAUUCGAAACAGUUGAUAAUCUUCAUUGGUCUCCAGAAACAGCAAACAGCAUUUAUUUGUUUUGGAUACACCAGCUUCAAGCAUCGAAUGGAUUUUAUAAGCCGGAAAUAUACUAUACAGAUACCGAUAGUUUAUACAUUUCGUCUAGUAAUUGGAAUAAAUUAAAUGAAGCUGGGUUGGUGUCUGAAAACGAAUAUAGCAAAGGGAAGAAUGAUUACGGUGAUGGUGGAAUCAUAUUUGGUUUAUAUUUAGCGCCAAAAGUAAAAUACAAUAUCAUUCUAACUUCCGAGGGUGUUUUAAAAGAAAAGAAAACGUUUAAGGGUUACUCUAACUAUAAGAUUAAGGUAGAAGACUACAUUCAAUUAGCUAGUGGACAUGACGUAACGAAUGCAUUUAAGAAACCUUGGGUAAAAAGUUUUACUGAUGGAAUAGUUAUUCCUAAUGAAAAACAAAAGAAAGUUUUCAGAAGUUAUCUGAAUCUCGUUAAAAGAAAAGCACCAAACAAUGAAGGAAUUAUGUAUCCUUACAACAAUAAAGAUGAGAUGUGUUUGGAUGAAAACUAUGAAUUUGAUGAUUUCGAUUAUCUAACUAUUCAAGAAGAGAAUGAAGAGUGCUAA
Messenger RNA from Lottia gigantea (owl limpet), 672 nucleotides. RefSeq lists its product as hypothetical. NCBI's taxonomy places the organism in Eukaryota, Metazoa, Mollusca, Gastropoda, Lottiidae. The record is from RefSeq and is a predicted model, not a curated record. The coding region runs from base 1 to 672 and encodes 223 amino acids. Gene Ontology annotation, molecular function: nucleic acid binding; nucleotide binding. The transcript is spliced from 2 exons.